This is a messenger RNA of Polyodon spathula (Mississippi paddlefish), 942 nucleotides long. RefSeq names its product group XIIB secretory phospholipase A2-like protein. The record is from RefSeq and is a predicted model, not a curated record. Gene Ontology annotation, biological process: phospholipid metabolic process; cholesterol homeostasis; triglyceride homeostasis. The transcript has 4 exons. The coding region runs from base 292 to 891 and encodes 199 amino acids. Lineage: Eukaryota; Metazoa; Chordata; Actinopteri; Acipenseriformes; Polyodontidae. Gene Ontology annotation, cellular component: extracellular region. Gene Ontology annotation, molecular function: calcium ion binding; A2-type glycerophospholipase activity.
AAGAAAGAAGGGCCACCAUAAAAAGGUUUUCAGGUAGGGUUGUGGAGAGAAGGAAUCGACCAAACUCUUUCUGUGGGACAAAGAGUGGCAUUCCAUUGAAAUGCAAUACUUUGCAAACCUGUCCACUGUCUGGUUUACCUAAUCAGGGGAUGAAGUCCAUUGGCUAAGGGGGCGGAGAGGGGGGAGAGUGUAUGUAUACGAGUCUGAUCUCUGCUCUCUCACUCCUUCCCUGACUAACUCUCAGGUCAGCACGUAUUCUACUGAGCGGAUUCCUCCACCUUUCCUGUAGCCAUGAAGCUGCCUGUCCCUGUCCUCCUGCUCCUCUGCCUCUCUCUGAGGCCAGUGUCCUCCCAGGAGGCAGAUCAAGCUACUCCCGCACCAGAACAGACCCUCAAUAACACAGAGGAGGAUUCAGACUGGGGCAUUGGGAGCGUCCGGGGCGGCUUCGAGGCAGUCAGUGGAUACUUCGACUCGUUCCUGGAGCUGCUGGGGGGUCGCAAUGGGGUCUGCCAGUACCGCUGCAGAUUUGGAAAGGCUCCCCUGCCCAGGCCAGACUACAGGAGCCCUGAGCCCAAUGGCUGCAGCUCCUAUUUCCUGGGACUCCAGCUUGACCUGGGCAUCCCUGCUAUGACCAAGUGCUGUAACCAGCUGGACCACUGCUAUGACACGUGCGGCACCAACAAGUACCGCUGUGACACCAAGUUCCGCUGGUGCCUCUAUGGGAUCUGCUCUGACCUCAAGAAGAGCCUAGGCUUUGUGUCAAAGAUCAAAGCCUGUGAGUCGGUAGCAGACACCCUGUUUAACACGGUCUGGACGCUGGGCUGCAAACCGUUUAUGAACAGCCAGAGGGGAGCCUGUAUCUGUGACGAGGAGGAGAAAGAGGAACUGUAAAGCCAAGAACAGCCGUGCCAGUGCUGGAGAGGCAUUCCUGCGCCACCAGCA